Leopardus geoffroyi (Geoffroy's cat) is the source of this 2582-nucleotide messenger RNA. Its product is annotated as Friend virus susceptibility protein 1-like. The record is from RefSeq and is a predicted model, not a curated record. Bases 1007 to 2110 code for a protein of 367 amino acids. Lineage: Eukaryota; Metazoa; Chordata; Mammalia; Carnivora; Felidae. The transcript is spliced from 3 exons.
GGGGAUCUUGGCGGGGUGGGCAGUGGCGUCCGAAGAGGCUGGCGGCCCUUUAGGGGCUCUCAGGGUGGGGAGGACUCCUGCCCCCGGAGCGAAUGAGGGUUUUCAAGGCCAGCGCUCCUUGGCCCCGCAGCUGGGCUGCGCCAUUUCUGUUUCCCACGUCGCAGAAUUCCGCCAUUUUGUCCGUUUUUCUUGGGGGCGGGGGGGGGGGGAGCGCGUGUGACCCUGAGUUUUUCUUGCUGAGGUUUUCCACUUCUGUGCUGGCUACAUAAGCUUCCCUUAGGAAGUCGCUGUUUUUUUCCAUUCCACGUGGCUGGCAUUUUAUGCAACCUGCAAUAAAGAUACGGGGGAGGUAGAGGCAGGAUCUCAGGGUUUACCAAGAGUUAAGUGGGAGUGUGGAGUCUCUAGAUGAAUUACGGGGUUUCUGAGAACCACAUGGGUGCGGUCUUAGGAGACAGCAAGUGGGGCCUUUAGCCUCAGGAAUCAUUCGGACACGGUCCCUCCAAAUACCAGAGUUUUGUAUUCACCCCAUGCACGAGUUUCGGGAAACGUUACUUCUGAGCUAAUUGGUCCUUAAUUCAGGUCUUGGACAUCCAUUUCCCCAUCGCCGAGGAAGCCCGGCCCCGGGCAGCUAGCUGAUAGUCUAUGUCCCCACCAAGACCCAGCAAAAAUCCCCCCUGAGUUUCUCACUUCAGGCAGCCACCUGAAAAUCUGUCGAACUUCAUCCCAAGUGUUGCCCUGUCACAAGUGGAAGGAUUUUUUUUUUUUCCCUCCAUCACUGGCGCGCCCUCUUUUCGCCAUUUUCCAAUGUAUUCCUUUCUCAUCCCCCCCCCCUUUUUUUUUUUACUUGUUAAAAUCCUCACACGUGCGGGGAAAUACACAUAAGUUUAACAUUUUGCCAUGCAUGCUUUAUUUCUGCCUGGUGUUCUGAAAGCACGUUUUUAAUUUCAUCAGAAAUAAUGGGGUCUCCUGUGUGCUUUGUGUCUGUGGUUCCUGAGCCCUCUCCAAAAUGUCUUCCUCUGGUCUGUUCCAAAAUGGUUGCAGAAAAGGGUCUCUGCUCAUCGUGAGUGCUGCUUCUAUGUUAGGGUUAGGGUUUUUUCCCCCUAGGAUAGCUCCCUCCUCCUGCCACCCCGGUGGUUCCUCCAGAGUCAAACAGCGCCGCUGUCCCUGCCCUUGCUCCUGCCCAGCAGCACCCCUCCUGGCUUCCUGCUGCUCCUCGCAGGGGACAGCCAUCGUCAUGGCCGAGCGAGCCCUGGCCCCCACCCAGAUGGGGCGGGGGGACCGUUACUACACGUACACCGAGCUCCUGGCCAUCUCGCGGCGCUUCAAGCAGAACCCCAACGAGCUCAUGAUCACCUGGAUCCUGCGAGUGUAUGACCAGGGGGGCCCGGCCCUGUCCCUGAACUCUGGAGAGCUGGCGCUCCUGGGUGACCUGACCGGCGAUGCCAUCUUCAACUACCACUGCAAGACGCUGCGGGGUGGCUGCCAGACGCUGCUCACCUGGCUGCUGCUGGCCUGGCGCCAGCGCUGGGAGUCCUUCCUGCACUUUGAGGCCACCGAGCUCCCCUUCCGCCCCUGGACCACCAUGGAGGAGGGCAUCCAGCUGGUGCGUGAGCUGGGCAUGCUCGACUGGAUCUACCGCGAGCCGCCCUCACCCCCCGCGCCCGAGCAGGGGCCCUGGCCGGCGCCCGAGGACGUGCCCUUCACGCAGGGCCUCCAGCGGCGCCUGCUGACGGCCGCGCCCUCCGAGCUGCGGCUCUCACUGGUCAGCCUGCUGGUCAAGGGCAUGACGGUGCUGGAGGCGGUGAUGGAGAUCCAGACCAUCGCCGACGUGGGCCUGCUGUGGCGCCAGAGCCAGCCGGGCCGCGCCAAGCUCAUGUUGGGACCCAACCCGACGCGCAAGGACCUCACGGGCUGGCUGCUGAGCCAUGGCGUCCCCAAGGAGAGGGUGGACAAGCAGCCCACCAAGGUCCUCCUGGAGCUGUACAUCAAGGAGGCCAAGCGCAGCCGCGGCCACCCUGCCUACGUGCUGGGGGACGAGCAGCCCCCGCCUCCCCCCUACUCAGACCAGGCCUGUGGGGAGGAGCCGCCCGCACCCGUGCGCCAUGACUAGGCCCCCCCUGGGCACGGCCUCCCCGCUGCUACUCUGCGGGGUGGGUGGUGCUAGAUUCCAGGAGAGACAGUCCAUGCCUCCUGAGCACCCCCAGGGGGGACUGAGGGGUGGUUCAUUUGCCCUUUUCUGGACUCCCAGGCCUCUCUGAGUGCUUGAGGUGCCCUUGCCCCCUGGCACCCUAUCGGUGUCACCAGCCAGAGUGGUGGACGGAAGCCAGCCGGCCAGUAGCCCUGGGGUGCCUGUGCCCCCAUCCCCAGGGGCACAUCCCAUUACAUUUCAGUCUGUUACACUUCAGGCCCAUUGGCAUGGUGGGCGGGCACCCCCACCCUGCCCCACUGGCCCCCAAAGCACUACAGGCCAAGUGGGAUCUCCGCACAGCCCACAACUUGAAAGCACCUUGAAGUUUGUACCCUUUUUCUUAAGCUAUUUUUAAAUGCAAUGUUUUUACCUAAUAACUUAAGCAUGUACAACA